Lolium rigidum is the source of this 2801-nucleotide messenger RNA. RefSeq names its product putative SWI/SNF-related matrix-associated actin-dependent regulator of chromatin subfamily A member 3-like 1. The transcript is spliced from 3 exons. The record is from RefSeq and is a predicted model, not a curated record. The coding region runs from base 1 to 2460 and encodes 819 amino acids. NCBI's taxonomy places the organism in Eukaryota, Viridiplantae, Streptophyta, Magnoliopsida, Poales, Poaceae. Gene Ontology annotation, molecular function: zinc ion binding; nucleic acid binding; ATP binding.
AUGGCCGCCUCCUCCUCCCGCGGCGGCGGCGGCGGCGACGACAACGAGCCCUACCUCCUGGGCUUAGUCGUCACCAAGAUCGUCGGCCUCCACCACUACAGCGGCACCAUCAGCGGCCGCGCGAACGUCACCCUCGUCCGCGAGCCCCUCAACCCUCACGACGACAACGCCAUCGCCGUCCACAACAACCGCGGCGUCAAGGCCGGUCACAUCGAGCGCGGCGCAGCCAGUGCCCUCGCCCCGCUCCUCGAUUCGCUCCUCAUCGCCAACAACAUCGCCAUCGUGCCCAAGGCCCCUUCCUCCAAGAACGGCAGCAAGCCCUACAGCCUCGUCUGCCAGGUCCACAUCUUCGCCUGCCCAGCCGCCGCCGAAACCGUGAAGAAGGCUAUCAGGGACAAGGGCCUCGCCCUCCUCGCCCCCACCAACCCCGAGUUCUUCUUCUCCGAGUCCGCCUUCGUGCAAGAACGGACCAAGAAAUCUGACCGGGAUGUCGAUAAGCUGUUCGCGCAUGUGGGGAAGGACGGAGACUGCCGGAUUGAGCCCAUGGAGGCGCCGGGGGAUGUGGUGCUGUCGGCCCUGUUCCAGCACCAGAAGGAGGCUCUGGGAUGGCUGGUGCACCGGGAGGAGUCCUGCGACCUGCCACCAUUCUGGGAAGAAGAUAAAGAUGGGGGAUACAAGAACGUGCUUACAACCCAGGAUACCAAGGAGCGGCCGGCACCACUGAGAGGCGGGAUUUUCGCCGAUGAUAUGGGGCUUGGCAAGACGCUCACUCUGCUCUCAUUGAUUGCGAGAAGCAAAGCCCCCAAUGUGGGGGUAAAGAAGGCCAACAAAGGGGCUAAAAGGAGGAAGAUUGAUGAUGCUGAGGAGGGAUCACGGACUACACUUGUGGUUUGCCCGCCCUCGGUGUUCUCGUCUUGGGUGACACAGCUGGAGGAGCACACCAAGGCAGGAAGCUUGAAGGUGUAUAUGUAUCAUGGAGAGCGGACGAAUGAUAAGAAUGUGCUCUUGAAGUAUGACAUUGUGAUUACCACUUACAGCAUCUUGGGCACGGAAUUUGACCGGGAGGGCUCGCCAGUGAAUGAUAUUGAGUGGUUCCGGGUGAUUCUGGAUGAGGCCCAUGUGAUCAAGAACUCUGCAGCUCGGCAGACUAAGGCGGUUACUGCUUUGAAUGCACAGAGGCGGUGGGUAGUCACUGGGACACCAAUCCAGAACAGCUCGUUGGAUUUGUACCCGCUCAUGGCAUUUUUGAAGUUCCAGCCUUUUUCAUUCAAGAGCUAUUGGCAGAGCUUGAUCCAGCGCCCCCUAGGGAAAGGGGAUAAGGCUGGGUUGUCACGAUUACAAAACCUCCUAGGUGCUAUCUCACUGCGCAGAACAAAAGAUGCAGAGAGUGGAAGUAAGAGUGUGGUUGCCCUUCCACCUAAAACUGUUGUAGCAUGUUACAUUGAACUUUCUACGGAGGAACGGGAGUACUAUGAUCAGAUGGAAAUGGAAGGGAGAAACAAAAUGCUGGAGUUUGGUGACAGAGAAUCGAUUUUGCGUAACUACUCAACCGUGCUGUUUUUCAUUCUGAGGCUCCGCCAGCUCUGCAACGAUGUAGCACUGUGCCCUAUUGACAUGAAGUCAUGGUUUCCUACUAGCUCCUUUGAAGAUGUGUCUAAAAACCCAGAGUUGUUGAAGAAGCUAGCCUCAUUGGUUGACGAUGGAGAGGACUUUGACUGUCCAAUUUGCUUAUCUCCUCCAUCAAAAACUGUGAUAACAAGUUGCACUCACAUAUAUUGCCAAACCUGCAUCCUAAAAAUCCUCAAGAGCUCUAGUUCCCGCUGUCCAAUAUGUCGGCGGUCUCUAUCUAAAGAAGACCUCUUUAUUGCUCCGGAGGUACAGCAUGCCGAUGAAGAUGGCUCAGAAAACCUUGGCUCUGACAAACCUCUGUCUUCCAAGGUGCAAGCCCUGCUGGAACUACUGAAGCGUUCGCAGAAGGAGGACCCUUCAUCAAAGUCCGUGGUCUUUUCCCAGUUCAGGAAGAUGUUGCUUCUGCUGGAAGGGCCUCUGAAGAGAGCAGGCUUCAACAUACUGCGCCUUGACGGCUCCAUGAGUGCGAAGAAGAGGUCAGAUGUUAUAAAGCAGUUCGCCGUUGUUGGCCCUGACGCCCCAACUGUGCUGCUGGCCAGCCUGAAGGCUGCAGGAGCUGGCGUGAACCUGACUGCGGCAUCGACGGUUUACCUCUUUGACCCCUGGUGGAACCCUGGGGUGGAGGAGCAGGCCAUGGACCGGGUGCACCGGAUCGGGCAGACGAGAGCGGUGAAGGCAGUGCGUCUGAUUGUGAAGGGCAGCAUCGAGGAGAGGAUCCUGGAGCUGCAAGAGAGGAAGAAGCGGCUGAUCAGUGGCGCGUUCGGGAGGAAAGGUGGAGCCAAGGAGAAGGAGAUGCGCAUCGAGGAGCUGCGCAUGAUGAUGGGCUUGUAAGCGAUAGUUCUGGCAGUGGUAAGUUUUGCCCUCUGGUAGCAUGUUCUGAAUGCGCUAUCUGACACAAGUGAACGAUAGCUUUAGCUCAGAUUAUGGUGCUGCUACAUGCAUGUAUUUUUGUCCCGUGUGGUGAACAUGCAUGAGAGCACCGGUGGAGCAGGGAGAGUUGCUAAAGAGCUCUCUGUUUUGCAGAACUUGACUGUAGCGUCUCAUAUCAGUGCAUGACUAGGGAAUGGUGUAUGUCAAUUGCCUGUGAUGAUAAACAGUAACCAGGUUCAGAAAGAUCAAUUUUCUGUAAUUCUGAUGUCGUGCGUCUUGUUUGUUGAUGAUCUAGAGCGUAU